AUGACGUCCGCAGACGAGAUCAAAUCCACCGCCUACACCCUGCGCUUCAAGCACGGCAAACAAACCAUCCUCCUCUUUGUCGAGCCCCUCACGACCUUCCCCACCAUCCUCGAAGAGCUUCUCGCAACCCUCCAUGAGCGAUAUCCCGAAGGUCUCCCAUCCAGCACGUCCCCAACACCCCUCACAAUCCCCAAAUCUGGAAUCGAUGUUGUACUCGGCGUGCCCAAGGAUAAGUAUGAUAUGGAGAAGGGAUGGGAUGAGUUAGCGUUUAGUGCUGCGGGAUUGAAGGAGUCGCCGAGAAGUUUGGGCAUCAAGGAUGGUGCAAUGUUGGCGUUUGCAUUUGCGGAUGAGGAGUGCUGGGCGGAGAGAGGGCAGUUCGAUGUGGAGUUUAGUAAUGUUGACGAGCUUUACCCAGAUGAGGAAUGA
Cadophora gregata is the source of this 426-nucleotide messenger RNA. RefSeq lists its product as uncharacterized. Lineage: Eukaryota; Fungi; Ascomycota; Leotiomycetes; Helotiales; Ploettnerulaceae. The coding region runs from base 1 to 426 and encodes 141 amino acids. The record is from RefSeq and is a predicted model, not a curated record. The transcript is spliced from 2 exons.